UGGAAGCGAAAAAGUAUUGAAAGAAAGGUUUCAAAUCUGACUUAAUUGAAGGUCUCCAAGUCCAAGGGGGAAAUACUGAUUAAAGGAGAGCGAGAACCAGAACCAGAGGGAACGUGGAAGGAUCUUAAGUGUGGGAAUCGAGAACUCCUCAACUGUCACCCUCCCAAUUCCCCAUCAAUGUCGUUUUAGGUUUCGACAGGAGAGAAGAAGAAGAUAGAAAGAUAGAGAGCUUGAAAUGUUUUUAUCUGUUUCUGAUUCGCGUAAAGAGGAAAUGGUUGCAUAUUUUUAGGUAUUUUCUUCCCCUAUUUUUGGGUUUCUCUUUCGGAUUCCUUGUGAAUUGUGACCGUGAAAGAGCUCGCGCGUCCUCUGCUUUUUGGCCUGUGCUCUCUGCCUCUCUGUCGUUGUGUUGGUGAAGUCUGUUUUGUGCUCUUGAAAGGACUGCUUAACUAGAGGAGUAGAAGAAGAAGUCAUUACUUUGAGGGAGAAAAGAAUGGGGAAUUCGUUUGGAUGCUCGGCGUCAGGGGAGAGAUUGGUGUCGGCAGCGAGGGAUGGGGACUUGGUGGAAGCAAAGAUGUUGCUGGAGUUCAACCCUGGCCUCGCCAAGUACUCUACCUUUGGUGGCCUUAACUCUCCUCUCCACUUCGCUGCUGCUAAAGGCCAUAACGAGAUUGUCGCCUUGUUGCUUGAGAAUGGUGCCGACGUCAACUCCAGGAAUUACUGUGGCCAGACUGCUUUGAUGCAGGCUUGCCGGUAUGGGCAUUGGGAAGUCGUUCAGACACUUCUGCUCUUCAGAAGCAAUGUUACUAGAGCGGACUACCUCAGCGGUCGGACAGCACUGCACUUUGCGGCUGUAAAUGGGCAUGUUAGGUGUAUAAGACUCCUUGUGGCGGAUUUCAUCCCCAGCGUUCCGUAUGAAGUUGGCAGUGCUCAAACCAGUGGUGAUAAGGGGGAUGGUUCAAAAUUGAGGACCAAAUACGACCAACCUGCACUUUCCAAGUUUGUGAACAAGGCUGCAGACGGUGGUAUAACUGCUCUUCAUAUGGCUGCGCUGAAUGGGUAUUCUGAUUGUGUACAGCUUCUACUUGACAUUAAUGCAAAUGUCUCAGCUGUCACAUUUCACUACGGAACAUCAAUGGAUUUGAUAGGGGCAGGAAGCACUCCUUUGCAUUAUGCUGCUUGUGGAGGAAACCUAAAAUGCUGUCAGAUCCUUAUUUCAAGAGGGGCUAGCCGGUUGACAUUGAACUGCAAUGGGUGGCUGCCACUGGAUGUUGCGAGGAUAUGGAGUCGUCAUUUGCUCGAACCACUUUUGGCACCCAAUUCUCAGUUGAUAGUACCAACAUUUCCUCCAUCCAAUUAUCUUUCUCUGCCUCUCAUGAGUGUUCUUAAUAUAGCAAGAGAAUGUGGAUUGCAAUCUUCCAUUACAACAUCCGAUGAUAAUGAUACUUGUGCUGUCUGCCUGGAGCGUGCAUGUACUGUAGCUGCUGAAGGUUGUGGACAUGAGCUCUGUGUUAGGUGUGCACUCUAUCUAUGCUCGACCAGCAACAUCCCUUCUGAAAUGGUUGGUCCACCAGGAUCCAUUCCAUGUCCACUGUGUAGACAUAGCAUAGUAUCUUUUGUGAAAUUGCCUGAUUCCCCAGCUAAGGAGCUCAAAGUACAUCUAUCUCUUGGCCUCUGUACCCCAUGCAUGCUACACCGUUGUGAUCCAGAUAUGCCUACAUCAGCCUGGAGACCUGAGAUCCGCAAGAACCGUGUUGCGUCAAUCUCUUCAGAUCUUCUAUGCCCCGUCUCCUGUAGUCCAUUCCCAUCUGUUGCAAUUCCUUUGUGCGCAUGCAAUGAUUGUCCAUGCCCAUCUCUGGAACCCCAGGAAGGAGAAACAAGAGAGGAAUCUUCUGCUGACACACAAGGCAUAUCAGUGGAGGAAGAUAAAAUGGAAGCAACUAGACUAGUGAAAGCUAGUUGUUCAAGUAUUUUCUGGAACAGAAGAAGCUGCCACAGGGAACAUCAGUGCAAUUCAGAAAUAAAUGCUUGAUUUAUAUAUUGGAGAAGCCUAUUUGUAGAAAGCUAGUGUGUUGAUGUGAAAUAGAUGCACAGGACAUGGUUUUGGUCUUGAUCUGCAGUCAUGGAGGAUAUUCAUUCUAUCUACAUGCUCGUUCCACCGCUGCCAACAUCCUUGAAAUAGCGACAUGGUGAUUGAUAUCAUUGCCCACUAAAAGCUUUCAUCGGAGAUUAGAGCUGGAAGAGUCUUUGGAAGAUGGAUUUGUGAUCUCUAUGGGAGUCAUAGGAAUGUAAUUGGAUGAACAGUGAUACGUCAUACAUUUUUAUUCAUUUUUCCUCAUAUAUAUAUAUUUUUAUUUCUUU
Molecule: messenger RNA, 2358 nt
Organism: Macadamia integrifolia
Lineage: Eukaryota; Viridiplantae; Streptophyta; Magnoliopsida; Proteales; Proteaceae
Product: E3 ubiquitin-protein ligase XBAT33-like
Exons: 10
Coding region: 491-2029 (512 amino acids)
Cellular component (GO): cytoplasm; nucleus
Molecular function (GO): protein binding
Source: RefSeq, a predicted model, not a curated record